AUGUCUCAAUACGAACUGAAAGUGGCCACUCGCGGCAACCACGCGGCACUCCUGCCUGUCGUGCUCAUCGUCACCUCUAUCAAUGAGGCCCGCCCUACCCCCGUGGUCACUAUCACCCUCGAGGAUACUGCUCUCCUCCAGGAUGGCGACAAGGCUAUUGUGCAGCUCAUUAGUGGCUCCAACUCUGUCUUUGGCACUGCCAAUGUUAUCCAGGAGCUUACUACCAUUUUCCCUUUCCUCGCUGGCAAGGAUUCCAAGUCGGAAAACGAGUGGAUCUCUCAGUUGGAUUCCCUGACCACUCUGGACUUCAAGGCCCUCGACCCCGUGCUUCAGCGUCUUGACACCCACCUGCUUAUGCGCUCGUUCAUUGUCGGAUACUCUCUCUCUACCCCCGACAUUGCCAUCUGGGGUGCUCUUCGAGGCAACCGUGUCGCCGUUGCUGCCCUGAAGAAGGGAUCCCUUGUGAACCUUACCCGCUGGUACCGGUUCUUGGAGGAGCUUUGCCCCUGGACUACUGCUGCUGUAGAGUCCUUGAACGCAGUUGCCAAGGAGAAGAAGGUGGCUAAGUCUAAGGAGGGUGCCAGUUACGAUAUUGCACUCAAGAACACUGAGAACGGUGUUGUCACCCGAUUCCCCCUGAGCCCUCUGGAUACCUCCACAUUGGCCGCCCUUCUCAACGACUACUUCGCGCAUGAGAAGUACAACGGUACUAUGCUUCUUAGAUUCGACGAUACCAACCCUUCGAACGAGAAGCAGGAGUUUGAGGACGCCAUCGUGGAGGAUCUUGCCCUCAUGGGCAUCAAGCCUAACAAGAUGACCUACACCAGUGACUACUUCGAUGAGUUGUACGAUUACUGCGUCAAGAUCAUCAAACAGGGUGACGCCUACGCCGAUGAUACCGACAAGGAAACCAUGGCCGCUCAGAGAUGGGAUGGCUUGCCCAGCCAGCGUCGCGAUCUGUCUCCCGAGGAGAGCUUGGCGCAUUUGGAGGAGAUGAAGAACGCCACUCCCGAGGGUCUUCGUUGGUGCAUUCGUGCUAAGAUUUCCUUCGACUGCCCCAACAAGGCUAUGCGUGAUCCUGUCAUCUACCGCUGCAACCCAGCGCCCCACCACCGCACCGGCACCAAGUGGAAGAUCUACCCCACCUACGACUUCGCUUGCCCUAUUGUCGAUUCAAUGGAGGGUGUCACCCACGCUCUGCGUACUAUUGAGUACCGCGACCGUAACCCCCAGUACCAGUGGAUGUUGGAUACUAUGAAGCUGCGCAAUGUGCAGGUGUGGGAUUUCGCCCGCAUGAACUUCGUUCGCACUCUCCUCUCUAAGCGUAAGCUGACCAAGCUGGUCGAGACUGGUCUUGUCUGGGGUUGGGAUGAUCCUCGCUUCCCCACUAUCCGCGGUAUCCGUCGCCGUGGUAUGACCAUUCCUGCUCUCCGUGAAUUCAUCUUGAAGCAGGGUCCCUCCAAGGCUGUGACCAACUUCGACUGGGGUCUUAUCUGGGCUACCAACAAGAAGUACAUUGACCCCAUUGCCCCGCGCCACACCACUAUCUUCGAUAAGAAUGUUGUCAAGACCACUGUCACCGGUGGCCCCGCCACUCCUUACUCCGAGGAAAAGCCUAGACACAUUAAGAACGCCGCCGUUGGCAUGAAGAAGGUUGUCUACAGCAGCUCCAUCAUCCUCGAGCAGGAGGAUGUCAAGCUCUUCAAGCCUGAUGAGGAGAUCACCCUUAUGAACUGGGGUAAUGCCAUCGUCCGCAAGAUCAGCACCAAUGCUGAGACUGGUAUCAUCACCAACCUUGAGCUCGAGCUUCACAUGGCCGGCGAUGUCAAGAAGACCGAGAAGAAGGUCACUUGGCUCGCUACCGAGGGACAGGACCUCGUCCCCGUCGAGUUGGUCGAUUUCGAUCACCUGCUGACCAAGGAUUCUCUUGGUGAGGAUGACAAGCUGGAGGACUUCCUCAACAUGCACACUGAGUUCCGCGAGGCGGGUCUGGCCGACUGUAACGUCGCUGAUCUCAAGGAGAGCGAUAUCAUCCAGUUCGAUCGCAAGGGUUACUACCGCGUUGAUCGUGCUUACUCUCCUGGCAAGCCUGCGGUCUUCUUCAACAUUCCCUCUGGCAAGUCCAAAUAA
Molecule: messenger RNA, 2130 nt
Organism: Penicillium coprophilum
Lineage: Eukaryota; Fungi; Ascomycota; Eurotiomycetes; Eurotiales; Aspergillaceae
Product: glutamate--tRNA ligase GUS1
Exons: 3
Coding region: 1-2130 (709 amino acids)
Biological process (GO): translation; glutamyl-tRNA aminoacylation
Cellular component (GO): methionyl glutamyl tRNA synthetase complex; cytosol; cytoplasm
Molecular function (GO): ATP binding; glutamate-tRNA ligase activity
Source: RefSeq, a predicted model, not a curated record